CUCCUCAAGGAUGCGCAGCUAGAAGAAUUAAUGUGUGGGUGACAGAGAAAGAAUCACCAAAAAUAUCUGGCUCAUCGGUUUAGUUUCUGUUGUCUUUGUUUUUUGUAAUAACUGGAUUUUUCAUUAUUAUUAUUAGAUUCCCCCCCCCCCCCCCCCAACAUACACCCCUUUAUUGUUACUAUUUUUGUUCUUGAAACAUGGCCAAUGCUGGAAUACAACUUCUUGGCUUCUCGCUGGGCUUCCUGGGCUUCAUUGGCUCCAUCGCCUCCACGGUCAUGGUGGAGUGGAAGGCUUCAUCCUAUGCAGGAGACAACAUCAUCACAGCUCAGGCACUUUACGAAGGGCUGUGGAAGUCGUGCGCGUCGCAGAGCACGGGCCAAGUUCAGUGUAAAGUGUAUGAUUCACUGCUCCAACUACCAGCCAUCGUCUUGGGCACACGAGGACUGAUGUUGUCGGCCAUCUUGCUCUCCUUGAUUGCCAUCUUGUUGGCAACGGUGGGCAUGAAGUGCACCACGUGUUUGGCAGACCAGCCGGAGCAGAAAGACAAAGUGGCUUUAACUGGCGGAAUCAUCUUGAUUAUAGCUGGCCUGUUUGGUCUGGUGGGAACAUCUUGGUACGCUCACAGAAUAGCACAAGACUUCUACAACCCGUUCACACCAACCAAUUCAAAAUAUGAAUUUGGGAGCGCCCUCUUCGUGGGAUGGGGAGCUGCGAUACUCAUCAUGAUCGGAGGAGGCUUCAUGUGCUGUAACUGCCCCAAGAAGGGUUCGGGGAAAGCGCCACGCUACCCACGAUCCAACCCGGCGAGCAACUCGGGAAAAGACUACGUGUAGACCAACUUAACAACGACACAAAACACGCCUUUGUAGCUUGUUAUGUAUGAUUUGCUGUGCAGGAUGUACAUGAUUUUGGCUUUGCAAUAUGUUGUCCGAUGACCCAACUCCCAGUCCCCUGUGCACAGUCCCUUGUACCAAUUAAUGCCACAAUUGUUUAUAUACUGAAGUGUUUUUUUUUGUUUUGUGUGUGUGUGUGUAUAUAUAUAUAUAUAUAUAUACAUAUAUAUAUAGGGGAUCCCGAACAUUAGAAUCAUUUUUAUAUUAUCAUACACUGACUAUAACUAACUGAAUGUGUUCAAAUCAAUAAAGCCAGACACUGUUUCACAUUUGGA
Messenger RNA from Phycodurus eques (leafy seadragon), 1168 nucleotides. It is a transcript of the gene cldn1, whose product is annotated as claudin 1. Gene Ontology annotation, molecular function: structural molecule activity. Gene Ontology annotation, cellular component: bicellular tight junction; plasma membrane. Gene Ontology annotation, biological process: bicellular tight junction assembly; cell adhesion. Lineage: Eukaryota; Metazoa; Chordata; Actinopteri; Syngnathiformes; Syngnathidae. The record is from RefSeq and is a predicted model, not a curated record. The transcript is spliced from 4 exons. Bases 198 to 833 code for a protein of 211 amino acids.